AUGUUUCUCAAAGACAGUGUAUCUACUAACCAUGUUAAACCUACUAUCAGCGCUUCUACAUCGUUUUUGGAUAGUAUUGGUCGCCAAAAGAAUCAAAGAAGUCUCUCUGCCACUUCCAAUUUCGACAGACGGUUAAAUUCGGAUGCGCGGAAUCCAGAAUUAGCGAUGCAAAAUGCAUUAGCUAAAGUCGAUGCUAUUCAAAUAUUUGUUUACAUUUCGGAAACUUCGCCGGAGACAUGCGUGAAAUAUUCACAUGCAAUUUUGGUUGUCUUGCUGAAUGAAUGUAAAAAUCUCCGUUCCACCGUCUCACGAGCAGCUAUCGUUGCCAUCGGCAAAUUGUUUUGUAAUAUCAAAUCAAAAAUUGAUUUCGAUGUUGAGAAGAUUUGUUCGAUUCUGAUGCAAAAAGCGGGUGAUGUUAGUAACGCCUUUAUACGUGAUGAUGCAUAUGCAGCAUUGGAUGAAGUGGUGAAAAAUGCUUCGCCCAUGAAGGUACUCUCAGGAUUGAUAGCUUCUGGAUCAAAAAGUAAAAAUAGUGUGAUACGUACAAGUUGUGCGAGCUUAAUAGUAAAAUUAAUUGAACGAAUCGGGCCUUCUCAAGCCCUCAGUUGCCCUGAUAUUAACAAACUUCUGUCGGUUUUGACCGCAUUUGCUCAAGACGCAAAUCCAAGUGCUAGAUAUCAAGGGAAACGAGGAUUAGAUUUGUUAAAUCAAGAGCCAAAUCAGUUUGAAAAGAUGAUUCAAAAAUUCUUAACUGCAACAGAAAUUCGUAAUAUCCAUGGAAUCAUAGACUCAAUUAAAAAAAGGGGUCUUGAAAUUAGCAAUCUGGACACAAUCAGUUCAUCUUCAUUGCCUCACAGAUCAGUCAACUGUCGACAAAAUAGCCGCUACCGUGCUAAUAAAAUCCCUGAUUCGAUUCAAAGCGAUCUCAGCGAAUUUAGUUGGGAGCGUCGAUCAGCUGGUUUAAAAAAGUUUCAUCAAAGGAUUUUGAACUAUGCUCGCGCUACUACACAUGACACAAAGUUGAUGGAAUCGUUUAUUGGACGGCUAAAUGAUAUAAAUAGCAAAAUUUCACAGGAAGCUAUGGAAACAUAUAUCAAGAUCUUGCCUUUAACAGCCAAGUACUUUUCAACAGAAACAAGCCUAAAGCUUAUCCUCACUCAAUUGAUAAAUGCUUUUAUGUCUCACCUUUCGAGUAGAAGUGAAGAACAUCUUCAGAUUGCUCAGAAAUGUAUCAAUGAAACUAUUGCAAACAUCGACAAUACAGCAUUGUUUCCAGCUCUUUCAGCAGCAACACGACAGGCCAACAUCAAACAGAAACCAUUUAUGCUUCUAUCACUUAAUACGGUAAGCAAAGCACUAUACGAAACGAGGCCGAGACAGGUGGAAACGAUAGCAUUACCUGUUUUAUGGGACCUGUUUAAAGCUCCACCACACUUGCAAAAUGAUCCAGGCGUACGACAAGCAGUUAGAGAAUAUGCAAUCGGAUUGAGAACCUGUAUCGGCGAGGCUAAUCUUCUCAAUAUGGCAGUAUCUCAACUUACUCCAAGCCAGAAGAAAUCAUCCUAUCGAAUUGCACUUGAAUCUCGAACUCAGAUGAAUUAA
Molecule: messenger RNA, 1602 nt
Organism: Dracunculus medinensis (Guinea worm)
Lineage: Eukaryota; Metazoa; Nematoda; Chromadorea; Rhabditida; Dracunculidae
Source: the annotation of a GenBank genome assembly